UGCUGUGACUCUAGUGUCUAGUCUAUGCAUAUAUAUAUCAUAUGUUUCCCCUAAUGUGCUCCAAUGUUCUUUAGUCACCCAAGAUCAUUUCGUGUAUUUAAUAUGUAUAGUUAAAUUGUUAAGUACUUGAUAUAUUAUGAAUGUGAUUCCUCUAAUCUUAGUAUUGUUUCUUGCUAAAAUAUGUUGCAGUACUCUGUUACCACCGACAGGAAAAAAUGAGAAAGAGAAAGGAAAGCUUAACAAUAAAGAAUGCAAGGGUUCUAUAGACCAAAAUGUUUUCCAAAAAAACUUAGUAGUAGAAAAUCCUAAACAACGGGAUAUUCUUCAUGAAUCUGGUUGUUAUUGUCAAAAUACUAAGCACAGAAGAUUUAAAGGAGAUGUCUUAGGAUAUUGUUCACCCGUGAGUAAUAUAUAUUACAUAGUUAUUGGUUAUUGUAACAUUGUCAGGUAUAUAUAUAAGAUCAUAAUGAAAUCCAAUGAUAUACUUAAUAUCAAAUUGUAUUAUUACAAAUUUCUUUUGAAAAUUUGUUAACAAAAAUUCUAUAGC
Wasmannia auropunctata (little fire ant) is the source of this 547-nucleotide messenger RNA. RefSeq lists its product as uncharacterized. Bases 137 to 532 code for a protein of 131 amino acids. The record is from RefSeq and is a predicted model, not a curated record. The transcript is spliced from 2 exons. NCBI's taxonomy places the organism in Eukaryota, Metazoa, Arthropoda, Insecta, Hymenoptera, Formicidae.